CACUUUGGAGGCUGCGGGCGCAGUGCGGGGUCUAAGCAGCUCAGCCCCUCGCUCUCGGACCCAGUCCAGGGCCGACGACUCAGACUCAGCUUCACCAUGGAGGAAGCGGACCGAAUUCUCAUCCAUUCCCUGCGCCAGGCCGGCACGGCAGUUCCUCCAGAUGUGCAGACCCUUCGAGCCUUCACCACUGAGCUGGUUGUAGAGGCUGUGGUCCGCUGUCUGCGCGUGAUCAACCCUGCCGUGGGCUCUGGCCUCAGCCCCCUGCUGCCUCUCGCCAUGUCUGCCCGGUUCCGCCUGGCUAUGAGCCUGGCCCAGGCCUGCAUGGACCUGGGCUAUCCCUUGGAGCUUGGCUACCAGAACUUCCUAUACCCCAGUGAGCCUGACCUCCGGGACCUGCUUCUCUUCUUGGCUGAGCGUCUGCCCACUGAUGCCUCUGAGGAUGCAGAUCAGCCUGCAGGUGAUUCAGCUAUUCUCCUUCGAGCCAUUGGGAGCCAAAUCAGGGACCAGCUGGCUCUAACUUGGGUCCCACCUCUCCUUCGCACUUCCAAGCUGCAGCACAUCCAGGGCUCAGCCCCCCAGAAGCCUUUCCAUGCCAGUAGGCUGGUCAUGCCUGAGUUGAGUUCCAGAGGAGAGUCACGGGAGUUCCAGGGGAGUCCCCUGCUGCCACCAGCUCCCACCCAGGUGCCCCAGCCUACUGGGAGGGUGGCCUCGCUCCUAGAACACCAUGCCAUCCAGCUCUGCCAGCAGACAGUCCGGGACCACUCAGGGGAUGAGGACUGGCUACGCCGGUCCCGCCUCCCACCCCAGGAGGAUAAACGGGCACAGCAGCAGCGGCUGCAGAAACAUCUGGCUGAACACCUGCGCCAGAGCUGGGGUUCACUUAGGGUCCCUCCACAAGCCCAAGACCUGGGAGAGCUGCUGCAGGCUUGGGGUGCUGGGGCCAGGAAUGGUGUCCCUAAGGGCACCCACUUCACACAUUCAGAGAAGUUCGCCUUCCAUCUGGAACCCAAGGCCCAGGCAGCCCAGGCAUCUGAUGUGCUGCCCAGCUCCCGGCGGCCUGAACAGGACACAUGGGCAGCUCAAGAACAGGAGCUAGAGUCCCUUUGGGAGCAGUUGGACAGAAUGAACCACAACAUUGAAGAGGUUGAAGCCAACAUGAAGAUGCUGGGAAUCAGCCUUGUGCAGGUUGAGACCGAGUGUCGGCAGAGUGAGCUCAGCACAGCGGAUCAAGAGCAGGCCCUGCACCUGAAGAGCCAGGCGGUGGAGUUGCUGCCCAAUGGGGCUGCCAACCUUGCCAAGCUGCAGCUUGUGGUAGAGAGUAGUGCCCAGCGGGUCAUCCACUUGGCGGGUCAGUGGGAAAAGCACCGAGUUCCACUCCUUGCUGAGUACCGCCACCUACGGAAGCUUCAGGAUCGCAAAGAGUUGGAAUCAUCUCGAAGGCUGGCAGAGAUCCAGGAGCUGCACCAGAGUGUUCGGGCAGCUGCUGAAGAGGCCCGAAGGAAGGAGGAAGUCUAUAAGCAGCUGGUGUCAGAGCUGGAGACUCUGCCCAGAGAUGUGUCCCGGCUGGCCUAUACCCAGCGUAUCCUGGAGAUUGUGGGCAAUAUCCGGAAGCAGAAGGAAGAGAUCACUAAGAUCCUGUCUGACACGAAGGAGCUUCAGAAGGAAAUCAACUCCCUGUCUGGGAAACUGGACCGGACAUUUGCGGUGACUGAUGAGCUCGUGUUCAAGGAUGCCAAGAAGGAUGAUGCCAUUCGGAAGGCGUACAAGUAUCUAGCUGCCCUGCACGAGAACUGCAGCCAGCUUAUCCAGACCAUCGAGGACACAGGCACUAUCAUGCGGGAAGUUCGAGACCUUGAGGAGCAGAUGGAGACAGAAAUGGGCAAGAAGACCCUCAGCAACCUGGAGAAGAUCCGCGAGGACUACCGAGCCCUACGUCAGGAGAACGCUGGCCUCCUAGGGCGGGUUCGUGAGGCCUGAGGAGUCCUUAGCAAGUCCUCCAAGCCUUAGAUGGGGUGUUGGAGGUGGUGGCCAGUACUUGCCCUAGCUAUUCUCUCUUUUUGCCGUCCAGUUCCUCCUGCUGUAGCCUUGGACCCAGACCCCUACCUACCCCCUGCCCACCUGACCCCAAUCCUUAUCUGGGGUGAUUGUCCAGAGUAUGGGAGCCAGGCUAUAGUUUAUUGGGUGAGAGGACUGGGGCCUUGGAUCCCAAAUAAAUGAG
Molecule: messenger RNA, 2218 nt
Organism: Orycteropus afer afer
Lineage: Eukaryota; Metazoa; Chordata; Mammalia; Tubulidentata; Orycteropodidae
Gene: CCDC22
Product: coiled-coil domain containing 22
Biological process (GO): positive regulation of ubiquitin-dependent protein catabolic process
Molecular function (GO): cullin family protein binding
Source: RefSeq, a predicted model, not a curated record